UAUUUGGUGGGCCCUCUUCCAUACCUUAUAGCGGACAAGGACACCGGCCCUUCAUUGACAGUAGAGAGCGGCUCUGCUAUCAACAGCAAUGUCACGACUGUUAAGAUCCAAUUUGAGGGGUUUACUGACCAUGCAGAUCCGGAUGUCAUCCGAUCAGUUGGGUGAGCUGGGCAAAGGAGCAGGUAAGGGUGGAGGUGGUGGAGGUGCUGUACGAGAGGCUGGAGGAGCUUUUGGCAAAAAGCAGGCAGCUGAAGAAGAACUCUACUUCAAACGUAAGGAACAGGAGCAGCUGGCUGCACUCAGGCAACACCACCAGGAAGAGAUCGAGCACCACAAGAAGGAGAUCGAGCGGUUGCAGCGCGAAAUUGACCGGCACAAGGGCAAGAUCAGGAAGCUGAAGCACGAUGACUGAAGAUCUCGCUGCCACGGCGCUCUGCCAAUGUACUUGCGUGCCUCCGGGGCCAACGUGACGACACUCCAUGUCACCCCGCCAGACCCACUCCUCUGACGGGAUGCUUUGUGCUCCACUGCAUGUGUGCACACUUUAUGUGCUUGAGUUCAUUAAAAGAAAUUUUCUUCUAUUAAA
Messenger RNA from Brienomyrus brachyistius, 586 nucleotides. RefSeq names its product ATP synthase inhibitory factor subunit 1b (gene atp5if1b). Gene Ontology annotation, biological process: negative regulation of ATP-dependent activity. Gene Ontology annotation, cellular component: mitochondrion. The transcript is spliced from 3 exons. The record is from RefSeq and is a predicted model, not a curated record. NCBI's taxonomy places the organism in Eukaryota, Metazoa, Chordata, Actinopteri, Osteoglossiformes, Mormyridae. Bases 89 to 412 code for a protein of 107 amino acids. Gene Ontology annotation, molecular function: ATPase inhibitor activity.